AUGUCACCCAUUCCUGAAGUAGCUAUGCCUCAAAAUAGCGUUAACGAAGAAGAAUCAUCGUCUAGUAGUGAUGAGGACCCACCAAGUAAUAAUGAGUCCAACUUUAUUCCUGUAACAGUCUUUCAAGAUGCUGCAGGAGACUAUUAUUUAUGGCUCGACCUUUGGAGAGCCAUAUAUUACCUGGAGUUCCUAAUAUUUCCAUUAGUCACAAAUAGCCCCGUAGAUCUAAUUACUCUACAACAAUGGAUUGCAAAGGGUGCUGAAAAAGCAGGAUGGAAUAUUAAUGAAAUCCAACACAGCGGCUUAAAUGCCAAAAUAAUUGAAAAUUUAAUUGCUAGUACCAUAGAUUAG
Messenger RNA from Dentiscutata erythropus, 351 nucleotides. NCBI's taxonomy places the organism in Eukaryota, Fungi, Glomeromycota, Glomeromycetes, Diversisporales, Gigasporaceae. The record is from the annotation of a GenBank genome assembly.